AUGCCCCUCCCCGAUUUCACCUCCCCCACCACCUUCCCCCCCUUCACCUCCAUCCCCACAACCACCACGCCAUCCAAUUCAGACCAACAACAACAACAAGAACCCUACUACCUCCUCGCGCAAAUCCACCAAAACAUGACCCUCACCAAACCCACCCUAGUCUGCACCGACGCCACCAACACCUCCUUCGCCGUGGUCUUCGGCUCGCGCCCCGCCUCCGGGCCCGACACCCUCGACCUGUCCCGACUGGGCUACCGCCGCGGCGCGACGCUGGCUCUGCCCGGCGCGAGGCGCACGCCGCCGAAGGAGGGGGAUGGAAGUCGGGGGUUUACCACGGAGGUCACUCUCAUGAAAGGGCUCGCAACAUGA
This is a messenger RNA of Chaetomium globosum CBS 148.51, 369 nucleotides long. RefSeq lists its product as uncharacterized. The transcript has 2 exons. Lineage: Eukaryota; Fungi; Ascomycota; Sordariomycetes; Sordariales; Chaetomiaceae. Bases 1 to 369 code for a protein of 122 amino acids. The record is from RefSeq and is a predicted model, not a curated record.